Acaulospora colombiana is the source of this 324-nucleotide messenger RNA. NCBI's taxonomy places the organism in Eukaryota, Fungi, Glomeromycota, Glomeromycetes, Diversisporales, Acaulosporaceae. The record is from the annotation of a GenBank genome assembly.
AAAAUCAAGGUUACGGUUCCUAUUGAUGAAUCAUUGGCGUUAAAUUUGCCGGAAGUAAAGAUUGGUCGUGUCCAGACUGUGCAGUGGAAUGCGAGCGGUAUUGCAGGGAAUCCCGAGCUUUUAGUUCAAGUUUAUUCGGUAUUUUUAACAAUUCCGAUUUCUACCUAUCUUCCAGUUUGGACAAAACCUCAAACGGCCACAUUAUCAGAUGGUUCUCUUCAGUUUACAGUUGAUCCGGAAACAUUUAAACCUGAUACAUGGUAUAUCAUUAGAGUUUGGGAGGCCAAUAAUGAAGAUAUUUAUGGUGUUUCUGAUCCUUUCCUG